AUAGGCGCCGCUGCUAUCGCGAUUAUAAAGCCAGUAUGGAGUAUCUCGUGCAGCUUUCGACUACUUGCUAAACUGUGCAACAAGAAAGAAACGUCAAGAUUCUUUAUUUUUGUUAAUCCAUUUGUAAAUUAAACUCGAUAAAACGUCACGUGAAAUACACACCGCAACAGUGUUAUUCAAACAUGUCGUGAAACAAGUUUGAAUCAAUAAAACAUUAAGUCAGAUUUACAGAGACAUUGCCUGAUAACACCUGUCAUUAUUGAAAAUAAACUGUCAUAUUAUUAAAAAUCAAAGUUGCCACAAUAAAUUCGUGUUUCCCGACGGUGUUUGGUCCACGAGAGCAAGAUAUUAUGAAAAGGUGACUAUAUGUAUAAACAAUUUGAACUUGUAUCCGUUGACGCUGAAUUUAAUACAUUUCAUGUAUUACAUGAAACAUGAUAUUCGAUGUUGUAACGAAACAACCCCUUAAUAGUUGACAGUAAAAAAGAUAUUCCAUUAUACAAAUACAUCGCGUACACAUGCGUCGACUAAAAUAUCUUUGAAGUAUAAUGUCAGUAACUAGACAGUGGAUCUUUGUGCAGAUAUGAAUCACUCGUAACAUUUUUUAUUAUAACUGAAAUAGAUUCGAAGUUUGUAUUUUCUACUUGGAGCUUUAUGUGUUUACAAAUAAAAUUGAUUGAACCUUAAUCAGGGUUUGUUUUUAUUGUGUCUGACAUAUUCGAGUAUGUCAUGAAUGCAUAAAAUCUGCAUGGUUCAUUGUAACAUAUCCAUAACAAUGUUCCACUGUUGAACAUUUGGAGUUACAGUGAACUCCGGUAACCCUGAAUUUGAACACCAUACAUCGUUAUCGUGACGCAUGACCCUGACCCGUAUCACCCUUGCUCUAGAUUUUCCUAGUUCAAGGACUCACUGUACAGUGUUUCGGAUCGAUUGAAUUGCAAGAAAGAAAAAAAAGACGUUAGCUAAAUCUCGUGAACGCAGUCGCAAUCAAUUCCCGUUGAUUUUCAUCUCUUUCAAAAAAUUGCGGAUAUAUCAUAUCGCCUAACUAACGUUUACAACAGGAUAGAGCCCGCGAUUACACGGUCCGAUUGGUCCCUUGAAAUGACUUUUCACACGUCAACGGUCCUGCGAUAUUAAAUACACUUGGUGUUCUUUACACAAUAUUCGCGUAUCGUGAACUAUGAAAUUAUUUAUUCAUGUAUCCUUUGUGUUCUAUUUAGGGCUAAGGUGGCCAAUAAAAUGAGCAACAUGACAUCGCAAGAGCAGGCGAUGAAAGCCGCGGUGCAAUCGCAACUUGCCAGGAUAAAAAAAGAGGAAGAAGAAGAAGAAUUAUGGAUAUCAGGAGAAGAACUGUAUACGGAGGGUAGCAGUGAUGAGGAAGAAUGCACAACACAAUCAACAUUGCGUCGCAAAGUAAACAGCAACCAGUCAUCGCAUAUUUCGUCAACUGACACUCAUUCUACCGAAACCAAAGUGAAGGUCUCAUCUACCAGUGUUCCCAAGAGCAACAACACGGAAGGGCAUACACCUAAAGUACCUAAAAACACAUCAACGCCUGUCAAAACAUCCAGCCCACCAGUAACGGAAUCACCACAAAUACUUCAUCAUCCUGUAGGGGAAUCACCUACUGUGGUCAUGAAAAAUACAAAUUCAUCUGAUUUCCCUACCGAUUGGGAUGAAAUAGAUGACGCGAAAAUUUCGUGGAAAACGAAAAGAGAACGGGAAACAAUGUACGAAAGUGCAGACAUAGACAACACGAUGGUCGCUUUGAAGAGACUAAGAUCAUUGAAGCAAUUAUCCGAAUUGGAUACGAGAUCCCUAGAAUCGCGCCUCACCGAAGAAUCGUUUGAUAAUGAGAGUCAAAAUGAAAUUGAUAGUUCGGCUACAGACGUGAAAGAGGAAUACAUAGAAAGAAAAAUCUUAGAUAUGAAGAAUCUUGAUAAUCUUAUAUGGAAAAUGAAUGAUCGAGUAAAGAAAGCAAGAGAAGAAACGUUGAUUUGCCAAUGUGAAAAUCGGAAAAGGCUGAAAAACAUUUUAUCAGCCAGUCCAUCUGAAACUGGAAAACUAGCUGAAAAUACACAGCUGUUUCUUCAAUUAUGUCCGACAUAUAUAACACUUAGCGCAGAGUUGCGUUUGAAAUACGAAAAAAACGAUUCAACCGCUGCGAAGAUAGAAUCAGAUAACGAUAACGUAUCAAACAUAUCGAUCGGGGCGAACGGUUUUAAUCCGCAAACAUUUAGAAAUGAAGAUACCAUGAAUCUUAGCUAUCUUCACAAUUCAUCGAACGAUUUCGAUUUGGAAUUGUUUAACAAUGCUGAGAAUGAAAGUUGGAGAGUAACGAAUUCAACAAGCGAUGUUGAAAGAGUAAUCGAUGAAGUAUUAGAUUCUGAUAUUAAUCCGUAUGUCGUGGAUGAGGAAACAAAGAAUGUACUUCUAGAAGUGGACAAGAACAUUUCCGUCUAUCGUAAGGACUUCCGCAAUGAUCGAGGGCAAUUUAUGAAGCCGCAUGAUAGCGUGUUUAAUGCGAGUAUUGUGAUUUCCACGGUAAACAGUGUACCAACAAUGAAAAGUUUGCAAGAUACCGAUAAAAAUCUUCUGGAUGAAGUGAUAAAGGAAGCCCGAAUCAUUGAUCCAUCGUCAAUUUUAAAUGUCGCCGAAGUUGAGAUAAACUGUCAAAUUUCUCCUAGUAUUGUCAGGUCUUUUAACAGAAUCAAAAUGAAACACUGAAAUGACAUAAAUGAGACCAUCGAAAAAUAAAACAUCUCUGAAAAUAUUAUAUUAAUGAUACAUAUGAAAUAUUUUUCUAAGAAUAGCUUAAUGGAAUUUUUAUGCAUUAUUUUAAAUGUACAAAAAAUAUGUAAUGAUAUUUGGCUUCUAGUUUAAGCAGUGCCUACUCACUACCCUUAAUGAUUAAAGAAAUUGUAAAUUUCGAAUGACUAUAAUUAAAUACAUAUAUAUUAAUACAAGUUUCGAAUAUUUAAUACCUGCCGCAAUAUUCAACUUACUGUAUAGUAUUCAUUCUCUUCUAUUGAACACAGUCUUGUCCAUAUACAAUAAUUUUCUAUACUAUAUACAUUAAAUUUUAUCCUUUUUCCUAUUUUUAUCGGAUACCGUAUAUUUGUCGUAACUUUUAGUUGGAUCGAAAGGUUCCCAUCUACUAGCAGGAAA
Nomia melanderi (Alkali bee) is the source of this 3168-nucleotide messenger RNA. RefSeq lists its product as uncharacterized. The record is from RefSeq and is a predicted model, not a curated record. Lineage: Eukaryota; Metazoa; Arthropoda; Insecta; Hymenoptera; Halictidae.